AGUUAUCCGACAACCAUUUUGGCGACCCAUCCUGUGUGCUAAAGCGAAAAGCUUUGGUACUGUCUGGUUGUUAGUGGUAAAUUGUGCUGUGUUAUAAUUUGUCCACGUUUUUGUGGAUCUCCAAUAUUAUCCUGGCAACUCCAAAUUCAAUGUGUAUGGCUAUAGAGUGUUUUGGUGAGACAGUGCUCGCAUACAUGGAGUUCCACUUGGACAGCGCAGAAUAUUGCCAGGCCCAACACAAAUAAAUUAAUAAUAAAAUAAUAAACCACUGAACUUAGUCAUUUUUAACAUCAUUGCCAUAAUUAUUGGAUUUACCUCAUCGAAAGCCAAAUAAGUACGUUGAUUUUCCCAAUUUUAUCGACACCGACGAGAAAAAUUAAUUUAUAUUGUAUUUUAGUUCCGUUCUUCCCUAAAUUUGCUGAAGCAUAUCAACCUAGUGUAAAUAAAUAACAAUUAUUAAAACCGAAAAAAAAGUUCUAAUAACUUUUUUGUUUGUAAAAGACUGAAUUUAUUUUCACCAUCUAACACCAAAAACUUAAUUAUUUUUUAACGAAUUCUUUUGGUAAAUUCGGAGACUGCCGAGGUCUCCAGUAGUUGUGUGAUAUUCUAAAUUACCUUGUGUUGCGGGGGAAUGAAUCAUACUUCUCAAGGACAAGCCGGGCUCAUCACGACAGCCAUGCGCCAGAAGGACAUCAGGCCAGCUCCUGCUGAAAUCGAAUACAAGGGAUUCAAAUUUUUGAUCACUGACAGGCCUUCCGAUCAGAACAUCCACGUCUACAUCCAGGAGCUGCAAAAACACAAUGUGACCGCAGUGGUGAGGGUCUGCGAACCAUCCUACGAAGUAGACGAACUGAACAAGGUAAACAUCGAGGUGUUUGACUUGUCCUACGACGACGGCACCUUCCCACCCAACAAAAUAGUAGAGGAAUGGUUCAAAGUCCUCAAGAAACAAUUCAACGACAAUCCAGACGGCUGCGUCGCGGUGCACUGCAUCGCCGGCCUUGGCAGGGCCCCCGUCAUGGUUGCUUUGGCCCUUAUUGAACUCGGACUUAAGUAUGAAGAGGCUGUUGAACUUAUCAGGGA
This is a messenger RNA of Anoplophora glabripennis (Asian longhorned beetle), 1083 nucleotides long. RefSeq names its product protein tyrosine phosphatase type IVA 1. The record is from RefSeq and is a predicted model, not a curated record. Gene Ontology annotation, cellular component: nucleus. Gene Ontology annotation, biological process: protein dephosphorylation. Gene Ontology annotation, molecular function: protein tyrosine phosphatase activity. NCBI's taxonomy places the organism in Eukaryota, Metazoa, Arthropoda, Insecta, Coleoptera, Cerambycidae.